CAUUGAAAGUCCUAGGAUAAGGGGGAAGAGAGUUACUCCAAUCUCUAGUUGAAAUUGCACUUGCACUUUUCUGUUUCUACUACAUUACUUGUGUCUUCUUCAUUGUUGACUAGUUUAGUUACCACAUGUUCUUGGAACUGAGAAGCCACGCUGAUUAGAUCCAAGUUGAAGUCUUUGGAGAUACCCAUUACUCCAAUAAUACACACAUUGCCAUGGGUGGUCUCAGUCUGAGAGAAUCAUGGUGUUUCUGCAAAGGGGUGAGCAAGUCUGAAAGAAUGAAAGUUGCUAUUUUCUCAGGAAAAGGCCAAGCCAUGGCCACAAUCACCAACACUGCAACUUCCAAUGGCGUUUCUGGCACUGGAUUUUUGAUCCACCGGAACCUUCUCUUGACCACUCAUGCUAAUCUUCCCUCGGUGGUUGCCGCCGACAGCUCCGAGAUCCGCCUGCACAACGGUGUGGCUGCAACUCUUGUUCCUCAGAGGUUUUUCAUUACUAGUUCUGUAUUAGAUCUUACAAUUGUGGGCUUAGAUGAUGCGGAUGGAGACUCAAAUGCACAGGGUCAGUGCCCUCACUACUUGAAGACCAGUUGUAAAACCAAUCUGGAUCUGGGAAGUGUAGUUUAUCUUUUAGGCUACACUGAGAAACAGGAGCUCACUGUUGGUGAAGGAAAGGUGGUCAUUGCCACUGACAAUCUCAUAAAAUUGUCGACUGAUGGAGUUCAAUGGAAUCCAGGUUCUGCAGGUUUUGAUGUGCAUGGCAAUCUAGCUUUUAUGAUCUGUGAUCCUAUGAAAUUAGCCACAUCACCAAAUACCAAAUCACCUUCAACAUCUUCAUCUUCAUCCUCCUCUUGGAAGAAGGAUCUCCCUAUGCAAUUUGGCAUACCAAUUCCUGUUAUAUGUGAUUGGUUAAACCAGCAUUGGGAAGGCAACCUUGAUGAGCUUAACAAGCCAAAGUUACCGCUCAUGCGGUUGAUGUCUACCGGCCCAAAGAGUGAGCAUUCCUGUGCUUCCUUCACAAUGCGGCAAGUUUUCAAGUCAAAUGAGGGUGAUGAUGAUGGCACCCCAUCUUCAUCAAACAAUGCCUCAAAAUCGAGGGAACAAAGACCAAGCUCUUCAGCUGUUACCAACACUGUUGAAGAAGAAAGUGUGAUCACCAAUCCCAAUGCUGCACAUAUUCAAGGAAUUCCCACUCCAGAAAUAUACGAAUCACCUAGAGUAACUGCUGUGCCACUCAGAAGGAAAGAAAACACGCAAAUACAGCUUUUGGACAUUAAUUUUCCGCCAAGGAUUGUCAAACCUGCAGUUUUGCCACAAGAACCAUCCAAAGAAGUGCAUCCGAAGUUUGCUGAAAAUUCUGCCACAGAACCUUUGCCUGAAACCCAGUUAAAGGGAGGACAAAACCAGGACAGAAGGCCAACAACUCCUAUUGCAGAAGUUUCCUCAACAGGUUCUGUUAAUGGAGCACAAAGUGAGGUUCAGUCUAGUUCAUCUCCUGUGGAAGUACCCGAAAUGCAAAAUGGAUACAGCAGUGAAGGAGAGACUAUGUACUCUGCAGAAACUGCAGAGAGCCGCAAUUAUACAAGCCCCAGAGAGUUGAAGUUUCAACAAGUAGGAAGGAGCCAGAGUUGUGUUAGUCACAACAGAUGGGGUGCUACACCAAGAAGCCAAGUUGCUCGCGGUAUGAUGGUGGAAAAUCAGAGGAGCUUCAUGCAUGUGAAGAGGAUGUACUCACAAGGAGCAACUUCUCAGAGAAGCAAUGACUAUUUCAGCCCCACUGUUUCCUCAAUCAUGAAACGUAACAGCUCAGAAAACCCAACCAGACCCAGGCAAACUGCUGUUCAUUCUCCUUCACCAAGAUGGAUGUUUUGA
Abrus precatorius (Indian licorice) is the source of this 1868-nucleotide messenger RNA. RefSeq lists its product as uncharacterized. The transcript has 2 exons. The coding region runs from base 213 to 1868 and encodes 551 amino acids. The record is from RefSeq and is a predicted model, not a curated record. NCBI's taxonomy places the organism in Eukaryota, Viridiplantae, Streptophyta, Magnoliopsida, Fabales, Fabaceae.